GCUCCGAGCCAACCCCGCCCCCUUCCCGGCUACGGCGUGGGGCUGCUAUCUGUCUGCGCCUGUGGCUCGUUCGUCUUUUCCCAGUGACCUGUGAUCAUGGGGCAGGAGCCGCGCACGCUGCCGCCCUCUCCUAACUGGUACUGCGCCCGAUGCAGUGAUGCCGUGCCUGGGGGCCUCUUCGGCUUCGCGGCGCGGACCUCCGUUUUCCUUGUCCGCGUGGGCCCGGGCGCCGGCGCGAUCCCUGGGACGCCCCCAUUUCGAGUCAUAGGGGAAUUGGUGGGACACACCGAAAGGGUCUCUGGCUUCACGUUUUCACAUCACCCGGGUCAAUACAACCUCUGUGCCACGAGCUCUGAUGAUGGGACUGUGAAAAUCUGGGAUGUGGAGACAAAAGCAGUUGUGACAGAGCAUGCACUCCAUCAGCAUACAAUAUCAGCAUUGCACUGGUCUCCUCAAGUAAAGGAUUUAAUAGUAUCUGGAGAUGAAAAAGGAGUAGUUUUCUGUUACUGGCUUAACAGAAAUGACAGCCAGCACCUCUUUAUAGAACCCAGGACAAUUUUCUGUCUUACUUGCUCACCUCAUCAUGAAGAUUUAGUAGCCAUCGGUUACAAGGAUGGCAUAGUGGUUAUAAUUGACAUCAGUAAGAAAGGAGAAGUUAUUCACAGGCUUCGAGGCCACGAUGAUGAGAUUCACUCCAUAGCCUGGUGUCCCCUGCCUGGCGAAGAUUGUUUAUCCAUAAGUCAAGAGGAAAAUUCAGAAGAACCUGCAAUUCCCAAUGGUAAAGUCACAGCACAAACUGCAGUAACAAAAGGCUGCUACUUAGCCACUGGAAGCAAAGAUCAGACCAUUCGAAUCUGGAGCUGCUCUAGAGGCCGAGGGGUGAUGGUUUUGAAAUUGCCCUUUCUGAAGAGAAGAGGAGGGGGUAUAGACCCAACUAUUAAAGAACGCCUUUGGUUGACACUCCAUUGGCCCAGGGAUCAACCAACACAGCUGGUAUCCAGCUGUUUUGGAGGUGAGCUGUUGCUGUGGGAUCUCACUCAGUCCUGGAGACGGAAAUAUACCCUCUUUAGUGCUUCAUCAGAAGGGCAGAAUCAUUCAAGAAUUGUGUUUAACUUAUGCCCUUUACAAACGGAGGACGACAAACAGCUGCUGCUUUCCACAUCAAUGGAUAGAGAUGUAAAAUGUUGGGACAUGGCCACCCUAGAGUGCUGCUGGUCCCUGCCUUCCCUUGGUGGAUUUGCCUACAGCCUGGCUUUCUCUCCUGUGGACAUGGGCUGUUUGGCCAUAGGCGUUGGAGAUGGUAUGAUCCGCGUAUGGAAUACACUCUCCAUAAAGAACAACUAUGAUGUGAAAAAUUUUUGGCAGGGGGUCAAGUCCAAGGUUACAGCGCUGUGCUGGCACCCAACCAAAGAAGGCUGUUUAGCUUUUGGAACUGAUGAUGGAAAAGUGGGAUUGUAUGACACCUACUCCAACAAACCGCCACAGAUUUCUAGCACGUAUCAUAAGAAGACUGUGUACACUUUAGCCUGGGGGCCACCACUGCCCCCCAUUUCACUCGGAGGAGAAGGAGACAGACCUUCCCUUACUUUAUACAGCUGUGGAGGGGAAGGGAUUGUCUUACAGCAUAACCCUUGGAAGCUUGGUGGAGAGGCCUAUGACAUCAACAAACUAAUCAGGGACACCAAUUCAAUCAAAUACAAAUUGCCUGUACACACAGAGGUCAGCUGGAAAGCAGAUGGCAAAAUCAUGGCCCUUGGCAACGAAGAUGGAUCAAUAGAAAUAUUUCAAGUUCCCAACCUGAAACUGAUAUGUACCAUCCAGCAGCAUCACAAGCUUGUGAAUACCAUUAGCUGGCAUCAUGAGCACGGCAGUCAGCCGGAGCUGAGCUAUCUGAUGGCCUCUGGGUCCAACAAUGCGGUCAUUUAUGUGCACAACCUGAAGACUGUCAUAGAGAGCAAUCCUGAAUCUCCAGUGACCAUUACAGAGCCCUACCGGACCCUGUCAGGGCACACAGCCAAGAUUACCAGUGUGGCAUGGAGCCCACAUCAUGAUGGAAGGCUGGUAUCUGCUUCCUACGAUGGUACAGCUCAGGUGUGGGAUACUCUCAGAGAAGAGCCUCUAUGCAACUUCCGAGGACAUCGAGGUCGACUGCUUUGUGUGGCAUGGUCCCCACUGGAUCCAGACUGCAUCUACUCAGGGGCAGAUGACUUCUGUGUGUACAAAUGGCUCACUCCCAUGCAAGAACAUUCUCGGCCUCCUCAAGGUAAGAAAAGUAUUGAAUUAGAGAAAAAAAGGCUCUCUCAACCUAAGCCAAAGCCCAAAAAGAAGAAAAAGCCCACCUCGAGAGCUCCUGUAAAGCAGGAUGUGUAUGACGGGAAUGAAGACGAGAGCAUCAGGGAGAGCUCGGGACCUGUUGAGAACGGUCUGUCGGACCAGGAGGGUGAGGAGGAAGCCCUGGAGCCAGAGCUACCCAGUAGCAUCAUCUCAGUGGCUUCUAGAGAACCGGUUACCUGCACUCCAGUUUCCAUAGGUUUUGAAAAGUCAAAAACCACUGUUAAUAACAAAGUCACAAUACUGAAAAAGGAGCCACCUAAAGAGAAGUCAGAAUCCAUAACCAAGAAGCGAAAAGCUCGUUCCAUGCUUCCACUGACUACCAGCCUGGACCACAGGUCUAAAGAGGAGCUUCAUCAGGACUGUCUGGUAUUAGCAACGGCAAAACACUCCAAAGAGCUAAAUGAGGACGUGUCUGCUGAUCUUGAGGAAAGAUUUCACCUGGGACUUUUCACAGACAGGACUGCCCUGUACAGAAUGAUUGAGGUUGAAGGAAAGGGUCACUUGGAAAAUGGCCACCCUGAGUUAUUUCACCAACUCAUGCUUUGGAAAGGAGAUCUAAAAGGUGUUCUUCAAACGGCAGCGGAAAGGGGGGAGCUGACAGACAGUCUUGUGGCUAUGGCACCAGUUGCUGGCUACCAUGUGUGGCUGUGGGCCGUGGAAGCUUUUGCCAAACAGCUGUGUUUUCAAGAUCAGUACGUUAAGGCUGCCUCUCACCUCCUUUCUAUCCACAAAGUAUAUGAAGCUGUAGAGCUGCUCAGGUCAAACCACUUCUACAGGGAAGCUAUUGCAGUUGCCAAGGCCCGACUGCGCCCAGAAGACCCAAUCCUGAAGGACCUGUACCUCACCUGGGGAGCCAUCCUGGAAAAGGACGGCCAUUAUGCCGUGGCUGCCAAAUGCUAUUUAGGGGCUGCUUCUGCUUAUGAUGCAGCCAAAGUUUUAUCCAAGAAGGGAGAUGCAGCAUCACUUAAAACAGCUGCAGAACUGGCUUCAAUUGUAGGAGAGAAUGAGUUGUCAUCUUCCCUGGCUCUCAGAUGUGCCCAAGAGCUGCUUUUGGCCAGGAACUGGGUGGGAGCCCAGGAAGCGCUGAAGCUACAUGAAAGUCUAAAGGGGCAGAGACUGGUGUUUAGCCUUCUUGAGCUCCUGUCCAAGCGCCUGGAGGAAAGGCAGCUUUCGGAGGGCAAAAGUUCUUCCUACAAUGUGUGGGCUGCAGGCACUGAAGGGCCCUUCGUGGAGAGGGUGACUGCAGUAUGGAAGAGCACCUUCAGCCUGGAGACCCCAGAGCAGUACCAGGCAGCAUUACAGCAGCUGCAAACUAUCAAGUACCCAUCUGCUACAAAUAACACUCCCUCCAAACAGCUUCUGCUUCAUAUUUGCCAUGAUCUGACGUUGGCAGUGCUAAGCCAGCAGGUGGCCUCCUGGGACGCGGCUGUGGAAGCCCUGCUUCGGGCUGUGGUCCGGAGCUACGACUCCGGAAACUUCACCAUCAUGCAGGAAGUGCACUCAGCCUUUCUUCCUGAGGGCUGUGACCACCUAAGAGACAAACUGGGUGAACAUCAGUCCCCUACCACACCAGCUUUCAAAAGUUUGGAGGCCUUUUUUAUUUAUGGACGUCUGUAUGAAUUCUGGUGGUCUCUCUCCAAGCCUUGCCCUAAAUCCAGUGUCUGGGUAAGAGCUGCUCACGGAAGGACAACGUCUGUGGAGCAAAGCCAGCAGAUAGACAGUGCCAGCCCUGAAGAAACAGACCCUAAUAUUUCUCAGCCAAAGCCAAGCGGGCCUCCAGAAUUAGACUUGAGCCUCACAGAAGAAAGUGAGCAAAUGCUGAUCACUUGUAAAGAGCUCUUUUCAGAAAAACACGCCAGUCUCCAAAACUCACAGAGAACCGUUGCUGAAGUACAAGAGACCUUGGCAGAAAUGAUCCGCCAACACCAGAAGAGUCAAGUCUGUAAAUCCACAACGAAUGGUCCUGAUAAGAAUGAAUCUGAGCAGGUAGCAGAACAGCCCCUCUCUAGUCCUCAGAACCAGUGUAAAGAAGAAAAAAAUCAGCCACUUUCUCUGCCUGAAUUAACCAAAAGUCUUACAGAGGCAAAUGAGAGAAUAGCUAAAUUUCCUGAGAGUGUUAAGAUCUGGCCCUUCCCAGAUGUGCUGGAGUGCUGUCUCAUUCUGCUUCACAUCGGGGCCCAGUGUCCUGGCAGCAUAACCCAGGACAUGCAGCAGCAGGCCCAAGAGCUCCUUCAGAAAUAUGGCAACACUAAAGUUUACAGAAGAUACUGCCAGACCUUCUGCACGUGAAUUUUCAAGGACCUUUAAGGAACUGUGCCAAAUUCCAAUGUACAACACCCUUCACCACCAUGACACCGCGCCAGACAUUCUCUUUGAUCCCUAGAUGUUUUUGCAGUGAUCCAAAUAAUACAAAUGAGGGUCAAGUUUGAAUUGACUCUACCCCUAGACAUAGUGGAAUCGGACUUUGGACUCAAUUGUGGUUUCCUACUGGAGGAAAAGAUCAUGAAAAGCUAGAAGUAGGUAUUCAGAACUAACACCUGCAGUAUGAUUCAUUGUUGGUCAUCUGUAAAGCCUUAUGCAGGUUUCACCCAAAGAGGAGAAACUUUUUAAUCACCCAAAGUGUUACGUUCUUAAACACAAACUACCUUUAUAAAUACUUUGCCUGGUGGUAAAUGUGCCAUUCUUGUUGGAGAUAGAAUUGAUAUCUUUUAUGACUUGGCUUGUUUUUUGUUGUUUGUUUUUUUUUUACUGUUUUUGUUAACUUGGGUUCUUCCCUUCUAUUCUUUCAAAGACUGAACUUUGUGAAAUAGGUCUUUACCCAUCAUGUUGACUCUACCCUCCAUCUGAACUUUAGAUCAAAAAUUUGGUUUUGUUUCAUGUAAUUGCUUACUUGAACACAUCAUUUACUAAAGCUUUAGAAGAACAAAUAACUAAAACUCAGAUGUGUCUUAUCCCUUCAGUUUUAUAAGAAGUUAUUAAUGGUGAUCACAGUAGCUCAGGAAGAAAUUGCUAUUUCAGUGGUUCUUAAUCUUUUUUCGAUCAUAGACCCUUUGAGAAUUAGAACCACAGAUGCUCUUCGAAGAAUAAUGCAUAAUUUUGUGUAUGUGGCUUUUGGAUUAUUGGACUCCAGCAUAAUGGGAUCCUAUAUACUAUUUAUAAAUCCUUGUUCUCCGCUCCCCCCCCCCCCCCCAUUAUUGAGCAUUCUCUUGAGGUCUGUUCUUCUCUUUGGUUAAAUAGUUGAACAAUGUCAGGAACAGAUGUUUCUGUAAUAGCCCAGUUGCUGGGAUAUAAACAUCAGUCUGGGGUAGGGUUGGGAGGGAGCACUCUUUCCCAAUAAUGUAACUAUUUUCUUUGGGGAUUCAUUAUGAAAGCUUUUCUGCUUGAAUGUCCAGUUUAUUUUUUAGUUUCCUAUGGCUGGCAUUGUUGUGGACAGCAAGAAUAAAAUUCAUUCACAGGAACUCUAGGAAGAAAAGUUUAAGACACAGAUCUGACUGACCAGGGGUUUUGUUUGAAUUCGACCUAGCUUUAGAAUUUAAAAAUGCUAAACCCAAAAGCAAAUACCAUAGAAUUUAGAUGCUCAUAGUUCUUUAUACAGUUACUUGAACUUUGAGAAGAAGAUGCACUGUUACUGGGGAUGAAGAAUCUUCUUGGUAUGGUAUCAGUGACUGAAUUAUAAAUCAGAUCUUGACAAUUCCCUGAUAAAAAAUUAUUGCAGUAGUUUCCCAUUGUUACUGGGAAAAAAAAAUCAUCUUGCAGGGCUUAAAAGGCCCUGCCUGAUCCCAGCCUUUACCUCUUGGACUCCUGUUCUUACACUCACAUCCUUGCUUCUAGAUUCCACACACACUGGUCUCUUAGGCUGCUGGAAUCCACCAAGUUCUCAUAUUGUCUCAGUAGGUUUUUCAUGUUGUUCCUCUGCCUGGUCCAUUCUUAGCCAUCUCUUAGAUCUCAGCUUAAAUGUCCUUUCUCUAAUAACUGUCCCUGAACCUCAAUCUAAAAGACAUCAGCGUGCUGUACUUUACAGCUCACACUGUAUUUUUGUGAAUUAUGUACUUUGGCAAUGCAGAUUGUAAGCUCCAAUGAGAUUGGUAGAGAUUAUGUCUUCCAUGUGCUAUUUUCCCAGCACCUAUUUACAGUGUGUUAUCUAGUAGGUGCACAAUAGAAACUUGCAGACUGAAUAAAUUGAGAAAUUAGAAUACUCAUUAAUAGCUUGGACUUAAAAUCUGACUCUGAGCUCAUGCAUAUCAGGACAAGCUAACAAUUAAGCUUGUCGUUGGUAGUCAACCUUAUUGCAUUAGCAGAACCACAAAUUUAAGAACAUUUGGCAGUUUAUACAGAGGGGCUUGAAUUCACCCGUAAUUAGCAUUCUCUUGGUUACUCUACAGGACCAUCCCUUUCUGAGGAUAACCACUCACAAAACCCUAAAUGCACUCACAUAUCUGUAUACAAGGUGAAGUUUUUGCCAAUUCUACUAGACUUGUUCCCUUUAAGAACACCUUAAUAAAUUCUCAUCCCUCCCAUGCAGUGACCAGACUCCCCACUCGACACAGAGUUCCUCAACCCUUCAUCUCAAUACUUCUCCUGACAUGUACAUCUGUCCUCAAGUGUGGCAAAGAUAAAAUUCCCCAUUUGAAUCUAAAUUUAGGACACCUAUGCAGGGCUCAGUCACCAGCAGGCCAAAGAACUUGAAAGAGAACCACUGACCCUGACCUGUGCUGCCUUUACCACAAAUCACAGUGAUAUAUACCUCUCUUCCUAAUUGUGACCAUCCCAGGCAAAAGCCUAGAUUGGCUCCUAUACCAGACUUCUUACAACCCCUUGUUUUGUGCCAAUAGGAAGGGUUGUAAAUAGUGUGGAGCCAACUCUACAAUACCAGAAGCUCGCUUUGUCUAUAAAGUCUGCUAAUUAACAAGCUAAUCCACCAAAUGGAGUAAAGUGGUCCCAGGAACUAGAAUUAAAACUAGUUUUCCCACUAAGGCUGGACGAUCAGUGGGGGGUUGUGAAGUGAAGAGACAAUUCCAUUUACACAGUUGGUCAUUA
Messenger RNA from Acinonyx jubatus (cheetah), 7371 nucleotides. It is a transcript of the gene GEMIN5, whose product is annotated as gem nuclear organelle associated protein 5. The record is from RefSeq and is a predicted model, not a curated record. The transcript is spliced from 28 exons. The coding region runs from base 97 to 4623 and encodes 1508 amino acids. Lineage: Eukaryota; Metazoa; Chordata; Mammalia; Carnivora; Felidae. Gene Ontology annotation, molecular function: protein binding.